AUGGUGUUUCAAGGGCUGUCUGCAAUCGAAGACGCUCUGAUCGAUGGCGUGGAAAAAGCGGUCACCGAUUUGCUUGGCGCCGGCAUAAAGAUCUGGAUGGCGACCGGCGACAAGUUUGACACGGCUUACAACAUUGCCAACAGCCGUUCUGUGCUCGCGGUUGGCGACGGCGCGAACGACUGCACCAUGCUCAUUCAGGCGAACGUGGGCGUGGGAAUUUUGGGCAACGAGGGACUGCAGGCUUAUUCGCGUCGAAUGAUUGACAUCAACUUGCUGCGCGUUCACAAAGGCGGAGACUGCGAGCUGGUAAAGGCAAGCGAGGUGCGCCGUGGUCGUUCCGGCUCGCUCAUCGACGAGAUCGUCGCGCUGGACAACGCGUGGGUCAAGGCGCAGUUUGAGGUGGACAACGCGAGACAGAAGUUCAAUGCGUUGAACAAGAUGAUCGCUACCAAGAAGAAGCAAAAGCAAAGUUGUGAAGAAGAAGUGCAGCAAGCCAUUGCGUUAAAGGCUGCGCUCGCGAGCGAGGAAGUCCGCUGCAGCGAACUGCGCGCGCAGCGCGACCAGAAGCUGGCGCGCGUGGGCAAUGUGUUGCACGCGUCGGUGCCGACGUCAAACGACGAGGCGGACAAUAAACUGAUGGUGCUCUCCGGCGAGCCGCGCGUGAAGCAAAUAACGCACCAGCCGGGCGGCUAUGCGCACUACGAGCUGCUCGAGCGACUCGGCGGCGUCGAGACCGCAAAAGCUGCUGCUAUCGCGGGACACCGCGCGUACUACUUGACUGGCUACGGCGCGAUGCUCAACCAGGCUCUGUUCCAGUACGCGGCAAGCUUUCUGCGGCGGCAUGGCUACACGAGCGUGCAGACGCCGUUCUUCAUGCGCAAGUCUUUCAUGACUAAGGCCGCGGAACUGGAAGACUUCGAAGAGACGCUCUACCGCAUCCCGAUGAGCGAAGAGCGCGACGAAGAGGACUUGUACCUGAUCGCGACUUCAGAGCAGCCGCUCUGCUGUCUCCACGCGGACCAAAGCUUCAGAAACUCGGAGCUGCCCAUCAAGUACUGCGGCAUGUCGACUUGUUUUCGCAAAGAGGCCGGCGCGCACGGCAAAGACAUGAAGGGCAUCUUCCGCGUGCACCAGUUUGAAAAAGUCGAGCAGUUCGUACUUUGCGAGCCAGAGCAGUCUUGGGAGAUGCUCGAGAGCAUGAUUCGGCUGAGCGCGAGUUUCUACGAGUCGCUGAACAUCCCCUACCGCGUCGUGAGCAUCGUCUCCGGCGCGCUGAACAACGCCGCGGCCAAGAAGUACGACCUCGAAGCCUGGUUUCCGAGCCACGAAGACUUUCGCGAACUGGUCAGUUGCAGCAACUGCACAGACUAUCAGUCGCGCGCGCUGAACAUCAAGCUUGAGCAAAAAGCGUUCACCUGCCUCGACAAACAGUUUGUGCACCUGCUCAACGGCACGCUCUGCGCGACCGAACGGUCGAUGUGCUGCUUGCUUGAAAACUGGCAGACCGAAACCGGCGUCGAAGUGCCUUUGCCGUUGCAGCCCUACAUGGACGGGCUCACUUUCAUGCCGUUCGCGCAGUGA
Messenger RNA from Dermatophagoides pteronyssinus (European house dust mite), 1581 nucleotides. Its product is annotated as serine--tRNA ligase, cytoplasmic-like. Lineage: Eukaryota; Metazoa; Arthropoda; Arachnida; Sarcoptiformes; Pyroglyphidae. The record is from RefSeq and is a predicted model, not a curated record.